ACCCACAAGAUAUGAAACGAUGUAAGCUAUCUGUACCCUCAGAGUCGUGCAUCACUGAGUUUACAGCGACAGAUAUGAAGAUGCAGGUCUUUCAUCUUGCCCAACUUAUGAUGCAAGCAGAGGCUUAGGGGCGCAUAGAAGAUGCGUGCAGGUUGCAGGGUCUAAUUCGUACGUCUAACGAGACUGUGACGGCAUUCUCAGUGACGCUCGACAAAAGGACACCAAAAGAACGACCACCUAGUCCACAGGGCAGCUAGCAUAAAGAUAACCCACAGAAUACAGCUGCAUGCGUUUAUUUUAGACUAACAUAAGAGGGCGAAAUCUCACAGGUUAGAUCCGAUUCAUAUACAGAUGGGUUUACAUAGGGCACUACAGAAGGAAGGGGCACCUAUGGCGGUAUUAGACUUUAUUGUGGAGAACGAGCAAAAAUUGCAGUCGAUUUUGUUUCAGGAGGUCACUGCUUUUAUCGUCCAUAUACCCAAACAGGACUUGGAGAAUAAUGCAUACAGAAAUAAGUUGGCAUGCACGAAGUUUAAGCCGUCAGUACCACUUGAGACACAGAUUCGUGAUUUUGAACGCAAAUUUGAACUUAAGGAGAUGCGACAGAAUGAGAAUUCGUUGCUGGCUUAUCGCAAUAAUGUGCUUAACCUGAUACGACAACAUGUGGGAGGUGCGUACUACCGAGAUACUCUUUUAGGGUUUAGUAUGCAGCCAAAUUGGCGAGACUACUCGUCUGAACAGAUGCGCGACGUAUUCCGGGUGGAUAUUGACAAGGCAGAAGAAUAUCGUCGGGGAAAUGGGUCGCGACCGCAACAGGUUCCGGGAGGUUUGCGUUUACGAUCACACUGGCGUACGGAUGCGAACACACGAGCUCCCACACGCGCCACCAACAUCGAAUCCGCGAGUUCGUUGUCGACCGUGUGAGCAGAACCUUCCUCCGGACAUGCGAACCGCUGUCCUAAACAUCAGCGAGCAUUUGUAUCAUCCAACAUUGGACCCCCGUACAGAAUCUGGCGGGGCUACUACACAACGUAUGUCUGGUAUAAGCACAUGUAUGAGGGCGUCACAAGCAUCAGGCCACAAUUGCCG
Molecule: messenger RNA, 1089 nt
Organism: Sphaeroforma arctica JP610
Lineage: Eukaryota; Ichthyosporea; Ichthyophonida
Exons: 1
Coding region: 352-924 (190 amino acids)
Source: RefSeq, a predicted model, not a curated record